AUGUGGCAUACCAAAGCUUCUCUUCUACAGUACACGUACUCAUUUCUGCACAAAGCAGAGUCAGUAAAUCAAAUUGGUACCUUGAAGUACUUCAGGGAGAAGUACAAUAGAAGGAAUGCUACCCCUUCCAAAGUUCUUGACUCCUAUGAAGGAAGUGAAGAGCUGUUCCUCAGUGUAGGUAAAGCUUACAUAAUAACAGCUGUGCUGAACUUUUUUGGGAUGUCAGACCUUGAGGAUACACCAUCAUUACAUAAAUUUCCACAAAACAUUGCACGCGAGACCACAGAAAACAAGAAGAAAUACUUUGAUGAUGCCUUUGGAAAGUUUAUUGACAAGUUCCUGUUACAGAAAGUAAAUGCCAAUGAUUUUUACAAUGAUGAUUAUGUAAUGAAUUAUGCCCUUUGCUGUAUUUUCCUGGCUGUUCUUGUCAUGCAGAUGAAGGACACUGCAGCAGAGGGAGAUGGCAACAGAAAUCUCAUCAAUCAAAAACUCUUGCUCUCAGUUUUCAAGUCUAUGGGGGCAUACAGCAAAUAUGCAAUUGAAAUGUUUGUGAGUAUAGCCCAGAUUGAGUGUUUAUUAACUCCACGCCUAUCUGAACAGUUCAAAUGGGGAUUUUUUGUAAACUGGAGGGGUGGCUUUGGAAGAAAUAUCAAGACGAUUUGGCCCAAGAAAUUUCAAACCGAUGCAGUAAAAGUAUUGUCCAGAGGCAGGGACCAAACAAAACUCUGA
Molecule: messenger RNA, 729 nt
Organism: Porites lobata
Lineage: Eukaryota; Metazoa; Cnidaria; Anthozoa; Scleractinia; Poritidae
Source: the annotation of a GenBank genome assembly